UUAAAAACUAAAAAAAAAAAACAAAAAAAAUCGCAAAAACUUCAAAUUGAAAUCAAAUCUACCACCCCCUCCACCCUCAUAACGCAAUGCGCUACCAACCCCAACGAAAUGGAAAACUUUGCGUGGAACUGCAACCCCUGUGGGAUUUUUAUCACCAACCGGAAGAUUCAAAACGAACAUGGAAACGUCCCGUAUUUCAAUCCCCCCACCUUAUCAAUCAUUGGCGUGACAUUGAUGGCGCCCAAUUGACAAAAAUUACCCAUCGAGAUUUGACAUUUCCAAAUUGGCCGCAAUCACGUAUUCGCCCCUCAGCCUGUCUGCCAUUGUAUUAUUGUACCGGUUAUCGGUUUAUACGUUUAACGAAAGACUUUCCGGCAGGUUUCAAGUGUCCACCGGUUCCACUUAGCUUUGCCGAAGCCACGGCCCAACGUGUCCAUCUUCGACGCAUGGAGCGGGAGGCGGAACGUUUGGCCAAACAGAGAGCAAAAGAAGAGAACCGCCUGAAGGCGGAAAAUAAAAAGAAGAAAGGAAAUAGGAAGUAAAAUAAUAGGAAAAUA
Messenger RNA from Musca domestica (house fly), 557 nucleotides. RefSeq lists its product as uncharacterized. The record is from RefSeq and is a predicted model, not a curated record. Lineage: Eukaryota; Metazoa; Arthropoda; Insecta; Diptera; Muscidae. The transcript has a single exon. The coding region runs from base 87 to 542 and encodes 151 amino acids.